Molecule: messenger RNA, 558 nt
Organism: Ramularia collo-cygni
Lineage: Eukaryota; Fungi; Ascomycota; Dothideomycetes; Mycosphaerellales; Mycosphaerellaceae
Exons: 2
Coding region: 1-558 (185 amino acids)
Source: RefSeq, a predicted model, not a curated record
AUGACAGCCACCAAAGAAGAAUCUCCAGACGUAAAAGCCAUCAAAGCUCUCAUCCAAGCCUUCUUUGACAGCAUCAACAGCGCAGACACCAAAGCCCUUCUGUCCCACUUCUUCACUUCUGCAAACCUUACCAUAAUUCGUCAAGACCCUUCGCUGCCGCCUCCAGCAGAUUCAUCAGCUUUGACUCCCUCGUCGACAGCUCACAAUGCGCCCCAGUUGWCCGCGGAGGAACAAGAGCCAAAGCUUACCAUCGUGAUGAGAACAACGAUUGAGAAAUUUGUAAAGCUCAUUGAAGAUGGGCAGAAAAGGAGAAAAGGGAGGCCAGGCCCAGAGCUUCACGAAUCGCCUGACUUGGAGGCAACUCAUGUGAAGCAGGAUGGUCUGUUUGCUUGUGCGUGGAGUCCAUUCAGGGUCACUUUCGAUGGCGUCUUGCAUCAUUAUGGAACAAUGGUAUAUACGCUUGGCAAAGAUGAGGAUGGGACGUGGAAGAUCGAGGGCUUGACUCAGAACUACAGGCGUACGCCGGGGUGGGAUGGCGAUGAGCCGGGAAUCAUGUGA